AUAUCUGGCCAACACCCUGCGCGAUCCCAGCCGGCUGCCUCCUCCCCCUCCCCUCCUUCCUGCCACUUCGCCCCCUCGCGUCGCCCCCCUGGCGCCACCCGGUCGCUUUCUCCUCCCCUCUCCCUCCCGCUCGUGUGAUCCCACUGCAUUUCCCCUCCCCCCCCUGAGAGCUGCAUCCUCUCGGCCCCGAUCUGCGCUCGCGCCCGCGCCACCAUGAACGACCCGUCUGCGUUCUCCGACUGGUCUGAGCGGUCGCUCUUCUCUGCCCUCGGCUCGGGAGCGCGCUUCGACCGCUCCGCCAAGAAGGCCUUCGCCGGUGCGCGCGAUGCCUCGGCCGCCAACCAGCUGAGCACCUCAUCCAAGCAAACCCGUGAGAAGAUCGCCUCGCAGCUGGACUUCUUCGGGACAGGGACCUCCCUCCUGCAGGGCACCACUGCCAAGGAUAAGGAUGCCGCCGCCGCCGAGGACGACGGCCCCGACACCGACACCGAUGCCGAUGAGCCGGAGGACACCGGCUCCGGCGCCGAGAGCGAUGCCGAGGAUGACGGUGAGGACGCGCCUGCCCAGCUGUCGCGCAAGGAUCGCAAGCGUGCGCAGGUUCGCGUCAGCGACCCGGAGGCCCCGAAGCCGGUGACGUCCUUCCAAGAGUUCGCCACCCGCUACGGCAUCGCCUCCUACCUGGCCAACAAUCUGGAGAAGUACCACUACUCCAACCCGACCCCGAUCCAGCAGCACGCGCUGCCCAUCAUUUCCGAGGGCCGCGAGGUCCUGGCCAUCGCGCCGACCGGCUCCGGUAAGACGCUGGCCUACCUGCUGCCGAUCCUCCAUCUCUUGAAGGGUCCCUCCGGCGAGGGGCAUCGCGCCCUCUUCAUUGUCCCCACCCGGGAACUGGCUCAGCAGAUUUACCGCGAGUUCAAACGCCUCAGCGAGGGUCGCAAUUUCCGCGUGUGUGUCCUGACCAAGGCCUCGGCUGCCGGGUCCAAGGAGCAGCAAGUCCUCAGCAAGCGCUUUGACAUUCUCAUCACCACCCCGAUGCGCCUGGUCCACCUCAUACAGCAGAAGGCCGUCGACCUGACCAAGCUCGAGCACCUGGUGCUUGAUGAGGGUGAUCGCCUGCUGGAGCUUGGCUUCUUGGAGCAGGUCGAUGAGAUUCUGGCCGCGUGCGGCACCGCCGCCGGGGCUGGCCCGGCUGCUGACACCGGUCGGCGGCCCCUAUCCAAGUACCUCUUCUCGGCCACCCUCUCGGUGCAGAUCGAAUCCAUGGCCCGGUCGUUCAUGCGCGACCCGGUGCGCAUUGUGGUCGGUGUGCGUAACACCGUGUCUCUGACGGUCGAGCAGUCGCUCAUGUACGUCGGCAGCGAGGAGGGCAAGCUGCUGGCCAUCCGGCAGAUCAUUCAAAAGGGCGUGCGCCCGCCGGUCCUCAUCUUCGUCCAGUCGAGGGAGCGCGCCAAGCAGCUCUUCCACGAGCUGGUGUACGACGGCAUCAAUGUGGAUGUCAUUCAUUCGGAGCGUACGCAGCAGCAGCGCGACCAGAUCGUCGACAAAUUCCGCACCGGGCAGAUCUGGUUCCUGAUUGCCACCGAGCUCAUGGGUCGUGGUAUGGAUUUCAAGGGUGUCAACUUGGUGAUCAACUAUGACUUCCCCCAGACCACCGUUUCAUAUAUCCACCGGGUGGGUCGUGCUGGCCGUGCUGGCCGGCCAGGCCAGGCUAUCACCCUCUUCACCAACGAUGACAAGCCCAUGCUGCGGUCCAUUGCCACGGUCAUGAAGGAGUCCGGCUCCAAGGUGGAGGACUGGAUGCUCACCCUGCCGCGUGUGUCCCACGGGCACAAGUCCAAGGUGGCCGCGCGGCCGAUCUCCCGCUCGGACAUCACCUCCUCCCAUGAGACCAAGUUCGAGCGCCGCAUCAAGAGCCGCAAGAGGCAAAUCAUCGAGCAGUCCAAGCAAAAGAAGGACCGGGCAGCCAAGCGCGCCAAGAAGGAUGCCAAGAGUGGUGGGUCAUCCGCGGAGACCGAUGCGUCGGCAGAUUCUUGAGGGCGAUGCCGCCCGCGCGCCCGCACGCAUGCAUGUUCGCUUGUCUGCGUGCGUGCAUGUGUGUGUGUG
Fonticula alba is the source of this 2103-nucleotide messenger RNA. RefSeq lists its product as hypothetical. The transcript has 6 exons. Bases 214 to 2034 code for a protein of 606 amino acids. The record is from RefSeq and is a predicted model, not a curated record. Lineage: Eukaryota; Rotosphaerida; Fonticulaceae. Gene Ontology annotation, molecular function: RNA helicase activity; ATP binding; nucleic acid binding. Gene Ontology annotation, biological process: maturation of SSU-rRNA.